AGUCGUAUCUCGUCUGUGUCUCGCACCGGUCGUUAUCCGACGUGCUAUCCGAUUUAACACGGCGUGCUGUUGAAAGUAAAAUAGACGCGCUUAAAACAUGGCAGUUAAAUAAAAUUAAAAUUUGUUAAACAUGCCACAGUUUCUUGUUUUAUAAUUACUAGAUAUGUAUCAAGGAUGCCCUGGAAAUGUUUUUGGGGAUACGAACCUCCUGCGCCUUCGUGCAGAGUGAGCAGACCCUUGAAUUUAAUUUUGCAGAAACAAGGUGUGGCGCAGGCGCAUGCGUUUCGCAGCAAAUCUUUCCGUAAGCCGAGGCCCUGCCAGUGGUGCCAUCAGCCUCUCCACACGCAAGGAUCGUGCUGUAGAGUGUGCAAAUAUGUCUGUCACACCACAUGUGAGAGCAAGGUAUCGGGUGCGGUGGAACUGUCCGAUCCAGCAAAUGCUGAACAGUUAUUAGCACAUCUACAGAAUACGGACAGAGCAAGAUUUUCAGACACGAGCUGGCAAAUUCAUCGAACAUGGGCACGGAAUGGCGAUCCGCUCCCGCUGUCGCCACCGCCCGGGCGUGCGGUGCCCGCUCCGCUUCCCGCCGGCGUUGCCGCUUCAGCGAUGCAACCUCUACGGUCCGAUCAAAACAGCAUCUACGAUACUAUAACGACACGAGCUGUGAGUGCGCCGGCCACUCCAGCGACCUCUGCUUUUACCAGAGAACAGUCGGGUCCUCGGUCCGCAAGUUACCCCGGCAGCGGUGGAUCUCGCCUAGACUUGUGCUACGUUGCGGAACGUAUGCUGGCAUUACAUCUCCCGGAACGGGAUGCCCAUGCGGAAGCACAAGCUGCGCAUAUGCUCACCAACAAGCAUGGAGACCACUUUAUGAUAUUCGAAGUGAGCAGUGGUGAUGGCAGCGGAGACGGACGGAUAGCACGGAGUGUAUUCGGGCGAGCUAAAUCUUUAGGUUGGGCAGGAGCACUGGCGCCACCUCUCGAGCGAUUGUGUGCAGCCUGCAAACAUAUAGAAAGUUGGCUUGCUGCUCAUCCAAAGAAUGUCGCCAUUUUAUUAGCAUGGGGUAACAGAGAGAGGUUAGGUGUACUAGUUGCAGCCUAUAUGCAUUACUCAGCUAUAUGCGGUGCGCCUGAGCAUGCUCUAGACCGAUAUGCCAUGCGGAGGUACCUUGAUGACCGAGUGCCGGUUUUCCAGUUACCCUCAAAUAAACGAUACAUAGAUACGUUUGCCGGUCUCCUAGCUGGUCAGAUCAGAGUGAACGCUUCUCCACUUCAUUUGACGCACGUGAGCGUGGCAGGCUCCCUCGCCUCUCCAGCCUCUCCUACUAUUGCCUUCUUAAAAAUAUACGAAAACUUCGCAUGCGUUUACACAUCAGGUUUAUACAUGGUGAAUGGUGGUGGAUGGACGGUGGGUGUAGGACGGCUAGCGUUACGCGGAGAUGUCCUAGUGAGAGCGUACAGAAGGCCCGCGCAUGUCAACGCAUCGCAUAGGAAUUUGGUCUUCGCAUGCCAGUUCCACACAUGCGCAGUGGCAGACCACACACUAUCUUUCACUAAGCAACAACUUGACCACGCUGCCCACGAUCCGUCGUUCCCGAGCGACGGUGCAGUAGAGCUAGUAUUUGCAAGAGGAGAAGGUUCAGGGGGUGCAGCCCCUGCCCCCACGCCCGCCGCUCCCCUCCGCGCUGCUCCCGACGCAUUAGCUAGAGCCGAUUCUUUGGAACAUCUAAGGCCACUCUCUACACUAACUGAUGAUGACCCUGGCGAAAACAACGGCAGUGCUGAAGGUUCAGGAUCGGGGGGUGAGGCCGGAGAAGGCGCAGAAGCGUCUCACACGUUUGGUCCCCUGGACGGAUCGAUAUACGCGACCGUGGUUCGCGCCGGGGGACCGGGCUCACCGUUGAGCGCUUCCAUGGACUCUGGCAUAUCAUCAGCGGGACGCCGCGCCGCCCCCAGUCCGCCGGACGAGCUCGACGCGCUGCUCGGCGACAUGUUGCGAACAGUGAGCGCGCUGCCCGACCCGCCGGCGCAGUCGAGCGUCGACACCACACCCGACAUACCGUACCACGCGCGCACCGACUCCGCGCCGUUCACAUACGGAGCGCCCGGCCUCCGCCCCGGAAUGCUACGUACUCCGAACCGUCUCGCUAGUCCGGAACUGGUCCGCCGUGCGCUUGGCGGCAAUCGAUCCUAUCGACCCAUCGAAGAUGAUGACGAUGAGCGCACCGCAACCCCUGAACCGUCUCCUCGGACCCCGUUAUCACCACGAACGAUAAGAAAACUCACCCACGAAGAUGUCACCACCACAGCUACGACCGUGCCACAAAGUACAACUAUAAGCAACGGAAAAUGGCUUAAUGGCGAGACGGAGUGGGCGGAGAGGCCACCGAGCAGCGCGCGAAAAACGCCCGAGAAUGGGACCUGGAGAUCAGCUAGCACAUUAGGAUGGCAAGAAACGACACGAGCAAGGGAACCAAGACGAUCAGAUAGUGCCAUAGAGGGACUCACGGGUCUCACUUGGUUACAAAGGCAGCAACAGAAGCUUAGAGAGCGGAAAGAAGCUAGAGAAAGAGUAGCAAGGUUACCCUUAGAAUGGGAUACUGCUCCUUCUCGGCACGUGCGACGAUCAGCCAGUCACAGAGUGGACGGUUAUACUAGUGACACAACGGCAUUUGCAGACGAUGAUGACGACUUUAGUGUACCAUUGCACGUCAACACGAGAACUGCCCUCAGGACAGACAGUAUCAGUCCUCAAGCACCUGACAGAACCUCAUCUAGAAAAUUCAUGUAUGAAAAGAUGACGAUGCGUGAAUGGAGUACAAGCACCACACCAACUAGUACUCAAGCGCCUGGCUUACUGUCAUUAGCUGAACCCAUCACUAAUGGAGAAAAUAUUGUGCGAGAGCGAUCAGAAAGUUGGUCGCGAUCAGAGUCGCGCGCGGGCACGCCAGCGUUCCCGACGCACCCGCGCACACCGUACCCCCCCACUCCAACACCUUCGCUCAGCGCCCGCCCGCCGCGCUCGCCGCCAGUCACCAGGAAAGAGCGCGAAGGCAGCCCUGAGUCGGAGUAUAGGACUUACAACGGCAGCUGCGGGUCGCGGCGCUCGAGUCUCGGUGGUAACGCGGAGCCGCAACACGUCGCACCAGAUCGAGUGCGUUUCGCACGCGACACCAGCCACUACUGGUACAAGCCCAACAUAUCGCGCGACGACGCGGUGGCAGCCCUCCAGCCGUUAGAGGAAGGUUCGUUUAUAGUGCGCGAUUCAAAUUCAUUCCCGGGCGGAUUCGGUCUAGCGGUGCGCGCUGGUCCAGUGGGGGCAGUCCGGCAUUUCCUCGUCGAGCCGACGGCUAAAGGCGUACGGUUACGCGGCUGCCCCGAUGAGCCCGUAUUCGGCUCACUAUCGGCUUUGGUUUACCAACACACUGUUACGCCUCUAGCGCUACCCGUCCCACUGAAACUACCCGACAGAGACCCGUGGUCUGGCGGCGGCGCCAAUGCAGCGGCGCGGGCGCUGCUAGCUACAGGUGCGGCGUGUCACGUGCUCUUACUCGGUUCUGAAAACACUGAAGCUCUCACUGGACCCGCGGCUGUUAAACGAGCCGUUCAAAAUCUACUAAUAAAAAAGGUACCAGCGCACGUGGUACACUUCAAAGUAUUCGGCGGCGGUAUCACCUUAACGGAUGCGGCGCGUAAGCUGUUCUUCCGGCGGCAUUAUCCGGCAAAUGGCGUAUCGUAUGCCGGACUGGACCCUGAUGACCGCCGGUACACUUACACUGACAACGGCACGCAGACGGAAAAACGCAUCUUCGCAUUUGUGGCGCGAUCAUCUUCUGGUGCCGAUAACCAAUGCCACGUAUUCGCCGAGCUAGAACCAGAACAACCAGCUACCGCCAUAGUCAACUUCGUCAAUAAGGCUCUUCUCGGGAACACACAGAAAAGAGACAUCAUAUAGAACGAGCUCGAUCAUUAUACAAAUACUCAUGGCAAAAGUGUAUAACACGCCUAAUGUGAAGGGCCGUGAAUAAUAUGAAUGUUAUGAUUAAAUACAUAUUACGAUGAAUUAUUUUUCGAUGUAAUUUCUUUUCAAUACGCUUCAUUUUCACCAAGUACAAUUAACCAUUUAUAUAAUGUAAGAGUCGAUAAUGGAAUAUUACCUACAUUAAUAUAGAUUAAAGGAGAAACUAACUAGUCUCAUAUUUAAUUAAUACUUAGAAUAGUGAUAUAAGCGUGCCUAAAAUAGAGUACAUCAGUAAAAUACAUUACAACGACGGCGACAAAAAAAUAAGUCAAUUAUCCAUUGUAUGGCUUUGUACGAACAUGUAUUUAAUGCACCGAGCUAAAAGAAUAUAUUAUAUUCACUAUAAUGUUUUAAUAGUACAACGAAUUAUGGGUUUGAUUACAAGAAUAAUGUACCGACCUACUACUUUAUAUAAGAUACAAGCCAGUGGAUUACAAGAUAUCAAAUUAUUAUACAAUAAAAUAAAUUGAGUGUCAAGAUCAGUUAUUUGUAACAACGAUGGUCGAAAACAAUUAAUAAUUGCAGCUAGGUUUAGGUUUAUGUGUAUAAAUUAUUUAAUAUUUGUUAGGGUUAACUAGAACCAUAGGGAAAAUGCCUUAACAGUGAUCUUUGUUACAGAAUAUUAUAAUAAAAUAUAUUUGAAUGUGUCUGGUGACAUAAGAUAAUUUAAUAUAACACAUCUAUUGUAAUAAAUAACUGUUUAAAAUGUAUUUAUUGGUUAUAUACUAUUACAUUCAUGAGGUCAUU
Messenger RNA from Diatraea saccharalis (sugarcane borer), 4767 nucleotides. NCBI's taxonomy places the organism in Eukaryota, Metazoa, Arthropoda, Insecta, Lepidoptera, Crambidae. The record is from the annotation of a GenBank genome assembly.